CUCACGCGCUCUCAUGUCGCGCCGAUUUCACUCCUGCCAAACCAGAAAUCCCAAACAAGAUACGCUCUCCUCUUCAAACCAACAAUGGCUACCCAAUAAAUUCUGAAGAAAAAUUUCAAAAUUUUCUAUCAGUAACAAUGGAGUCCGAGCUAAAAACCCUAGCUCCAACCCCGUCUGGGUCUCUAUCCGAAUCCACCAUGCCCAUCGACGAUGACCGCCCGCUCCUUAAAUCCGAUCCGAACACUCCCCAAAUCCAAUCUCAAGUGUGCAAUCCUAAUAUUGAAGAGAUGGAGAAGAAGUAUGCGGCUUAUGUGAGGCACGAUGUGUACGGGACAAUGGGACGGGGGGAGCUGCCUUGGCCCGAGAAAUUGUUACUUGCGCUCGGCCUGAUUUUAUUGGUUCCGAUUAGAGCAGUGGCUUCGAUGAGUAUAUUAGUAAUUUAUUAUAUAAUUUGUAGGCUUUGCACAGUGUUAAAGGCUCCCAACAGGGAGGAUGAGCAGGAGGAUUAUGCGCACAUGGGCGGGUGGAGGAGGGCGGUGAUUGUGCAGACUGGGAAGUUUUUAUCGAGAGGUUUGCUGUUUGUUUUUGGCUUCUAUUGGAUUCGGAAAACAAUUAGGAGUAAUGAUGCUGAGGGGAAGGUGAACAAUGAGAACGAGUCUAUGGAUCAAUCUGAAGAUAUGGAAAGACCUGGGGCUAUUGUGUCAAAUCAUGUAUCUUAUUUAGAUAUAUUGUACCACAUGUCAUCUUCUUUCCCAAGCUUCGUUGCCAAGAGAUCAGUGGCAAAACUUCCUCUCGUUGGUCUCAUCAGCAAGUGCCUUGGUUGUAUCUAUGUACAGCGGGAGUCAAAAUCAUCCAACUUCAAGGGAGUCUCAGGUAUUUUUUUUUCCCUUUUCCAUUCCAUUUGUUUAAAUUCUUCUCCACUUACAGAAGGGACGACCACAAAUGGAGACUACAUCCUUCCAUUUAAGACUGGUGCAUUUUUAGCCAAGGCUCCAGUGCUUCCUGUCAUUUUAAGAUAUCCAUACCAGAGAUUUAGCCCUGCAUGGGACUCUAUUUCAGGGGCGCGCCAUGUAUUGCUUCUUCUGUGUCAGUUUGUAAAUUACAUGGAAGUGACACAAUUACCUGUAUAUUGUCCAUCACAACAAGAAAAGGACGAUCCGAAGCUUUAUGCUGAGAAUGUUCGACGGUUAAUGGCUCGUGAGGGUAAUUUGAUUCUUACGGAUAUAGGCUUGGCUGAGAAACGAGUAUAUCAUGCUGCUCUUAAUGGUAAUAAUAGAAUGCGUACUGUUUUGCAUCAGAAAGACGAUUGAUAAUAUUCAUGGCCUCGCUCUGAAAAGUUAUCUUGUCCAUCUUGGAUCCGUGUUACUGUUUGUGUUGCUAUUGAAUAUGGUGGUUUCCCACCCAAAAAACCAAAAAUAUAUUUGUGUUCUAUCGUACUUUUGUAACUUUUUUAUACAUAAACAGGUGGCCAUUAAUUAUAAUGUUACGAUUUUCUUUGGAGUUCUUUUUCA
Messenger RNA from Olea europaea var. sylvestris, 1511 nucleotides. RefSeq names its product lysophospholipid acyltransferase LPEAT1. The transcript has 7 exons. NCBI's taxonomy places the organism in Eukaryota, Viridiplantae, Streptophyta, Magnoliopsida, Lamiales, Oleaceae. The record is from RefSeq and is a predicted model, not a curated record. Gene Ontology annotation, cellular component: endoplasmic reticulum. Gene Ontology annotation, molecular function: lysophosphatidylethanolamine acyltransferase activity. Gene Ontology annotation, biological process: phospholipid metabolic process. Bases 138 to 1310 code for a protein of 390 amino acids.